This is a messenger RNA of Alligator sinensis (Chinese alligator), 4353 nucleotides long. It is a transcript of the gene CDK14, whose product is annotated as cyclin dependent kinase 14. Gene Ontology annotation, biological process: protein phosphorylation. Gene Ontology annotation, molecular function: cyclin binding; cyclin-dependent protein serine/threonine kinase activity; ATP binding. Bases 125 to 1396 code for a protein of 423 amino acids. NCBI's taxonomy places the organism in Eukaryota, Metazoa, Chordata, Crocodylia, Alligatoridae. The transcript is spliced from 14 exons. The record is from RefSeq and is a predicted model, not a curated record. Gene Ontology annotation, cellular component: cytoplasm; nucleus; cytosol.
GUGAAUUCAGUUGCUGAAUGAGCCCGGCCUGACUGCAAACAUUAACAUUGCUAGAGACAUGUUAAAGAGUUGCAGGUGAAUCUAACCUGAGCCAGACAACAGCAAAACGAUAUGUGUCACAAAGAUGUCUACACGGAAUUGCCAAGGAAUGGACUCAGUAAUCAAACCCCUGGACACAAUUCCUGAGGACAAAAAAGUCAGAGUUCAGAGAACACAGAGCAGUUUUGAUCCAUUUGAGAAACCAACUAAUCAAGUAAAGAGAGUUCAUUCAGAGAACAAUGCGUGUAUUAACUUCAAAACUACAUCAACAGGGAAAGAAUCUCCUAAAGUCAGACGGCAUUCUAGUCCCAGCUCUCCUACAAGUCCCAAGUUUGGAAAAGCAGACUCUUAUGAAAAACUGGAAAAACUAGGGGAAGGAUCAUAUGCCACAGUAUACAAAGGGAAAAGCAAGGUAAAUGGGAAAUUGUGGGCAUUGAAGGUGAUUAGAUUACAAGAAGAGGAAGGAACUCCAUUUACAGCUAUCAGGGAAGCUUCUCUUUUGAAAGGAUUGAAACAUGCAAACAUUGUGCUGCUUCAUGACAUCAUUCACACCAAGGAAACAUUGACACUUGUAUUUGAAUAUGUGCAUACUGAUUUAUGUCAGUACAUGGACAAACACCCUGGAGGACUUCAUCCAGACAAUGUGAAGUUAUUUUUAUUUCAGUUGCUGCGAGGACUGUCUUACACCCAUCAGCGUUACAUUUUGCACAGGGACCUGAAACCACAGAAUCUUCUGAUCAGUGACACAGGGGAGUUAAAGCUGGCAGACUUUGGUCUUGCAAGAGCCAAAUCAGUCCCCAGCCACACAUACUCUAAUGAAGUGGUUACCCUGUGGUACAGACCUCCAGAUGUCCUUUUGGGAUCAACAGAAUACUCCACUUGCCUCGACAUGUGGGGAGUUGGUUGUAUCUUUGUAGAAAUGAUCCAAGGAGUUGCUGCUUUUCCUGGAAUGAAAGACAUUCAAGACCAACUUGAAAGAAUAUUUCUGGUACUUGGAACACCAAAUGAAGACACUUGGCCAGGAGUCCAUUCUUUACCCCAUUUCAAACCAGAACGAUUUACCCAGUAUGGUCCUAAAAACCUUAGACAAGCAUGGAAUAAGCUAAGCUACAUGAAUCAUGCAGAAGAUCUGGCCUCCAAACUGCUCCAGUGUUUCCCAAAGAACAGAUUGUCAGCACAGGCAGCCCUGAGCCAUGAGUAUUUCAGUGAUCUGCCCCCACGGCUAUGGGAGCUAACAGAUAUGUCCUCUAUUUUUACUGUACCGAAUGUAAGAUUACAACCAGAGGCUGGAGAGAGCAUGAGAGUCUUUGGGAAAAACAAUAGUUAUGGCAAAAGUCUAUCAAACAGCAAGCACUGAAGAAUACUUAGAUUUACUACAGAGAGUGCAGGAUUAAGAUCACCAGUCUGAAGGAAGGGAACAACAUUUAAUGAGGAGACCAGUAAUAUGAAGGAACCAUGGCCCUGUUUCCUUUCUCUCCCUCUUUCUCUCUCUCUCUCUCUCUCUCUCUCUCUCUCUCUCUCUCUCUCUGGUGGAUUUCAUUCAAAAGAAAAUUGAAGCUGGCAAGAUACUGUUUUCCCCUGCAAUUAUUUAAAACCUUGCACGCAUUUGGAUACCUUGUGAUUUCGGAGAACUAUGUGAAGAUUAAGCUUUUGCUUACUGAUACACGGCAUGUACUCUUUUCAGUCUUUUGUGUUUGAUUUUGUUUGAUUUUCCACAGCAGUGUAACAUCUUUGUAAGGAUUUUUAUGCUUUCACCAGCAAUGUCUUAAAUACAGUAAGACAACACAUUUGGUGUUCACACUACUUCAGUAAUGUCUGUACAUAAAAAAAAUAGUGGCAUAAAAGAAUGUGUGUUUUCUUUGAGAAAUAUUUUGCAACCUACAGGAAGACUAUUUCUAGCUAGUGCAAGCCCAAUGUGAUGGAUUGAUUGACAAUUACAGUACUGUGCCACUACGCCUAAAAUGUCCUGUCCACCCCCCUUCUCCCGCCCUUCCAGAGCAUUCAGAUCCAUUUUUUAAACAUGGCAAUAAUUGCAUGUUUAUUUAGAAACUCAGAAUUUGGUUAAUCUGCUUAAACUAUGUAGCAUGUCAGUUUUCAAAAUAGGCCUGCAUUGAAAACAAACAUGCAUACACACAAAAAAAAUUACAAGACAUAUUCCAUAACAGAUACAGUGACACAUUUCUUAUCCUUUUAGUUCCAUUAAGAAUAUACAGUAUUCAUUAAUGUUUUGGGGCCUUGAUUACAUCUUUUACUUUUUCCACACUAUUUUUCUUCUGGAAUAUUUUCUGAAAUAGAUGACAAGGAGAGGAUGAAAGAGAACUGAGAUGACUUUAGGGCAACUUAGGACAACUACUUGGAUGUAGAAACAGUAUUUGCUGAAUGAGCCAUUAGAACUAGCUUUGUUUUCUGCUUCUUAAAAACACACUGAAAAGUCAUCCUAAUCCAAGACAUUUGCUGUUUCUCACCAAUGUACCUUUCCUUAGACAUUCUGCACUAGAAAACACUUAAUUGCUUUUUUCUUAAUGAAACAUUUAAAUGCACACUUUGCAAACAGUGCAGUACAUAAUUUUUAAAAAGGAUGGCCUGCUACCUCUGGCUGGAGGAGAAAGGCUAGGUGUGAGAGAAAUGUGUAGAGUAUGACGGCUCCAAUGUAGAAUGCAGAAAACUGAACACAGAUAUUGGGAAUGGAGCAAAUUCUACUGUUGAGUUACAAUAGUGCUUGAAAGGGAGUUUCAAGCCUUUUUAUUCAAAAUAUAAAGGUUUCUUUACUUCCUGAGUUCAUGUGCUGUCAUAAAAAUGCAUUGGUUUAGCAUUUAAUGUUUCAUUUGGAAGGAGGAAAGCGACUCUGAUUAAUACCCGUUAAUCACAUUCUAGCAGUGUUUCUGCUGGGAACUACUAAAGAACACCCAAUAAAGCAAAUCCUUGAUUGUUCAGAAGGUACCAGUAGGUACCAGGUAUGUCUUAUGAACCAGUAUAAAUAUUAUUCUGUACUUUCAAACACAGUUAAGGUGUGAAUAUAUACCCAAUAACUGCAUAGCCAUUAAAACUAUAUGUCCCCUGUGACAUCUUUGCAGUUCAGAAAUGGCAAGUGACUUAAAUCACACUCCGGUUUAAAACUUGCUACAAAUUUUCUCCCAUGUUUACAAGGGAAAGAAGAAAAAAUCCACUGAACUUCUGAAUUUACCACACACAGAAACUGUCUUAUUUAUAAUUUACUUUGAGUUUCAUGUUUCAUUUUUUUGUAAGAGGAAAAUCUUUUGUACAUUAUCUAUGCUACUUAAAUCAUAAGCCAUUCAAUAUUUAAAAUUAGCUGGUUUUUAAAGAAAAAGGCUUUACAUUACUGCAAAAAUUUGAAGAUUUUUUGAAAAAUGUAACAAAGGUUUCAGUUAGUAAAAGAAGUAUAGUUUCUUAGACAUAGAUCUACUUUGGCAGCUUAAGUAGGGAGGUACACAAUUCUUCUUCUCAACAAAACAUGUAAUGAUUUGAUGUAGAGAGUAAUUCCUCAAACUGUUCCCUUCACAGGGUUACAAAUCUAGCACCUUACUAUACAUCUUAAAUUAAACAUAUCAUUUGCUCAAGUUGUGUGUGUGUGUGUGUGUGCGCGCGCACACGUGUGUGAGAGAGAGAGAGAGAAAGAGAGAGAGAAAUUCUCUUCUCUCCCUAGCCCUACAUUUAAACAACCAUUGAAAUCAUUAAAAUUUGUAGCCAAAAUGAUCAAACCCGAGUGCCUGAAGUGAGGCACAUGAAUAUAGAUAGGGUGUAAAUAGAAAGUGAUUCAAUUUUUAGAGGUUCUACGCGUAUCUGAACUACCAGCAGAAUGUGGGGCAAUUUGAAGAACCAGUUCACUCAGUUUUGCACCCGACUUCAGGCCCCAAGUUUGGGCUGUGUUCAUUCACAGAUUUAUUCUUCUGUUGAGGAAGCUCUGGAAUGCAUGUGUGAGUUUUGCUCUGGAGGGAAGGGAUGUUUUGUAUCCAGAAAUCUGACAUGGUCAAGCAUAGGCUAUUACAAAAAUGUUCACUUGGAUCCCCAAACCCAUCCAAGGUUUAAUGAAGCUCUGAAUGUUGUUCUAGGUCUUGAAAACUCCCAAGCCCUGGCUGUGAUGAUUACAUGAUGUGUUCCCUGUCCCUCUCCUUCCAGAGCAGUCCCUACCUACCUCGUUGUCACCUUUCAAAAACCAUCAGCUAGAUCCCAUACUAAAUAUGAGAUCCUCUUUUUAUUGUUAUUUGUGAGGAAGGAGGGGGUUGGCGGGGUCAAUAACAUACUGAACAGGUGUUUCCUCCACAGCUCUCCACAGAGACACUGGCUCACCAUCCU